Messenger RNA from Podospora anserina S mat+, 882 nucleotides. RefSeq lists its product as uncharacterized. Gene Ontology annotation, biological process: ubiquitin-dependent protein catabolic process. NCBI's taxonomy places the organism in Eukaryota, Fungi, Ascomycota, Sordariomycetes, Sordariales, Podosporaceae. The coding region runs from base 1 to 882 and encodes 293 amino acids. The transcript has 3 exons. The record is from RefSeq and is a predicted model, not a curated record. Gene Ontology annotation, cellular component: proteasome core complex; proteasome core complex, alpha-subunit complex; nucleus.
AUGACGUCGAUAGGAACAGGCUACGAUCUCUCCAACUCCAUCUUCUCCCCCGAUGGCCGCAACUUCCAAGUCGAGUACGCCGUGAAGGCGGUCGAGAACGGCGGCACCUCGAUCGGCAUCCGGUGCAAGGACGGCGUCGUGCUCGCGGUGGAAAAGAUUGUCACAUCCAAGCUCCUCAAGCCAGGUGCCAACAAGCGCAUCGCGACCGUGGAUAGACAUUUGGGUGUUGUAUACUCCGGCAUGCUCCCCGACGGCCGGCACUUUGUAGACCGAGCCCGCGACGAAGCCCGCUCAUGGCGCGACAACUUCAAGACCCCCAUCACAACCUCCGACCUGGCCUCCCGCAUGGGCAACUACCUCCAAGCCCACACCCUCUACCAGUCCGUCCGCCCCUUCGGCAUCACCGCCAUCGUAGGCGGCUUCGACGCCCAGGAGGAGCUCCCCGUCGACGGCCAAGUCGGCUCCGGCCCCUCGUGCGGCGCCGGCGGCAAGAACCCCGACAAGAAGUACGGCGGUCCUUUUCUCUACAUGAUUGAGCCCUCGGGUCUGUACUGGGGGUACUAUGGUGCCGCUACCGGCAAGGGGAGACAGGCGGCCAAGGCUGAGCUGGAGAAGCUGGACCUGACGGGCGAGGGGAUCACCUUGGAGGAGGCGGUCAAGGAGGCGGCGAGGAUUAUCUAUGUUGCGCACGAUGACAGCAAGGAUAAGGAGUUUGAGCUGGAGAUGAGCUGGAUCAGCGGGAGGGAUGGCCCGACUAAGGGGUUGCAUCAGGAGGUUCCCAAGGCGUUGAGGGAGGAGGCGGAGAGGUUGGCGAAGAAGUCGCUGGAUGAUAGUGAUGAUGAGGAGGAGGAGAAGAAGGAGGGGGAUAAGAUGGAGGAGUGA